GUGUGUAUGAUCACCGUCAUGCUUGUUUUUUUUUUUUAUAAAAUUCGCCAUCUAGCGUUUUGGAGGAUAUUACAGAUGUUUAGCCGAUGUAUCUGAACUGCCAUUGGUCGGGUCCCCAAUGAAUAAGCACAUUUGUCAUAACCGGUAUCGAAAUAUCUUGAGUCACUGUGACGAGGCGGACGUAAACGCUGCGGCGGAUUUGUCAACAAACCGUGGUAUAUUAUUAUCCUGAAAUAAUUUAAAACUACAACGAAUGCAAUACUCGUGUUAAUGUUUAAUGCGAUUAUGGAAAUGUGAACCAGCAAAACAGUGAAGUCUACAUUUCCGAGUUCAAUCAGAGCGAGAAACUUAAGCUAAUUUUCCGUUUGCUAGCUGUAGAGUUGCGUUUUUGUUUGUAAACACGUUUGUAUAAAGUCGUAGCGAUGGCUGAUGGAAGUUCUUACAAUGUGAAUUUGUACAUUUAUGAUCUGUCAAAAGGACUGGCCCGUCAGCUGAGUCCCAUGAUGUUAGGAAAGCAAGUCGAGGGAAUAUGGCACACCUCUAUAGUGAUUUAUGGGGAAGAGUUUUUCUAUGGAGGAGGAGGCAUUACAAGCUGCUUUCCGGGUGGUACUAUUCUAGGUAUGCCUGAUUCCAUAGUGGACCUUGGAAACACAGAAGUUCCCCAGGAACUUUUUCAGGAAUAUCUGUUUUCACUCAGGGAGUCCACUUACAGACCUGAAAAAUACCACCUUUUUGAAAACAACUGUAACACCUUCAGCUCUGAGGUUGCACAGUUUUUAACAGGAACUAAGAUUCCCUCAUACAUCACUGACCUCCCGUCUGAGGUGCUCGCUACACCUUUUGGGCAAGCACUCCGUCCUUUUCUCGAUUCAGUCACCGUCACUCCAGCAGGGAACAAUGGCAUGAAUGGAUAUGGCCAGUUGUAAAUCUGGCUACAUCAGAGAAUGUAUUAUUUAAACAGUCGUGAAGCUUAUAUAUCAGAUUUAUAAUAACAACAGUUUACUUGGGUUUGACCCAUUGUAUCUAUAUAUGAAAGCAAGUCUUCCAGAUUUUAUGCUCAGUGCCUUUUCAAACUCAAGUGAUGAGUGUCUCAGUCUCUUUUCUUCAGUGACCAGUUUGUCUGUAUAGUUGACUUUUUAGUAUAGGAUUUACUGGUACAAACUACUAGUUGAAACAAAAUGUUAACUAUUAUAACCCCUGUGGAUGUUUGCCAAGUCAACCAAAUCUGAAAUGUAUUUUAUAAACUACAAAGUAGAAUUAGUAUUGCUAAUGAAUUGUUUGCACUAAUUGUUAAAUACCCGGCCAACUUUUUAAAUAGAUUGAAUGUUCCAAAGCAAAUUAUAUCAGGAUUCCCCUCAUCGGUCUGUAGGUGUCUCUGUUCUACCUCAACAUAAUCUGUUACUUCAGAUGCUUUAAGAGGAAUAGAAGAUGAGAAUUAGGUUGCUAAUUAUUCAAAUACUGAUUAGAAGUGUCAUUUAGAGUCCCUUAUUUAUGUGUAAAUUAAACAAUUCAUGCACCUUUACGGUUUACUGUGCUUGUAAAGUGCUUAACUCAUUUUCAGACGUUCUAACUCAAUCACUCUUUCCUUAACCAGUCACUUUCUUAGCACUGAUUAUUGACUCUUUGUGUUGUAAGUUGUUAUCUAAACCUUACCUUUGCUCAGAACAACAUGUAUAUCAAUCCUAGAGUGCCACAAAUAUAUACUGCAGAGGGUUUAAGGCGAUCAAUAACUUCACAGUAAGCACAAUAACAGUCACACAGAUGAAGCUAAUGAAUGUUUUAUAAAAUGUGUAGGUGUCACCAGCAAUGGACCCAGUAGGAGCGUGGCUUUUCUGUGAAAUAGAAAUUAUUUAACAAGCAGUAUAGAAUUCAUAACUCAGUGGUCUGAUUGUAAAUGGUCUAAACUCUCUAAAGUCCAUAGGACCAGUGUAAUCAUAACAAACACGUUAGCAAUGAGACAUAUGUAUGAUUUUAAAUCAAUUUUUUAAAAUGUGCGCACCAUUUGUAACUUGAGAUUUUAUAUAUGAUAAACAUUCCUAGUAAUCUCACAGUUAGAUUUGUUAUAGGUUCAGGUUAUGCUGAUUUAUCUAUGAUGCUGUUGUAUUUAUUUAGAAAUCUUACUUUUCUGCCUCAAAUAAAGCUGAUUCAUGUGUAAAUGUGACCCUGGACCACAAAACCAGUCUUAAGUCGCUGGGGUUUAUUUGUAGCAAUAGCCAAAAAUACAUUGUAAAAAUUAUGGAUUUUUCUUUUAUGGCAAAAAUCAUUAGGAAAUUAAGAUCAUGUUCCAUUAAGAUAUUUUGUAAAAUUCCUACUGUAAAUGUAUGAAAACUUUUUGAUUAGUAAUAUACAUUGUUAAGAACAUUAUUUGAAGAACUUUAAAGGUGAUUUUCUCAAUAUUUAGAUUUUUUUGCACCCUCAGAUUUAGUUGUAUCUCGGCCAAAUAUUGUCCUAUCCUAACUUAUUUAUUCAGUUUUCAUAUGAUGUAUACAUCUCAAUUUUGAAAAAAUAAUGUUUUUGUGAUCCAGGGUCACAAAUGUGUGUUUAAAUGUAAUUUUGUUCUAAACAAAUAAAGACAUUUUGAAAGUG
Messenger RNA from Labeo rohita (rohu), 2586 nucleotides. It is a transcript of the gene desi1b, whose product is annotated as desumoylating isopeptidase 1b. Gene Ontology annotation, biological process: protein modification by small protein removal. Bases 423 to 926 code for a protein of 167 amino acids. NCBI's taxonomy places the organism in Eukaryota, Metazoa, Chordata, Actinopteri, Cypriniformes, Cyprinidae. Gene Ontology annotation, molecular function: peptidase activity. The transcript is spliced from 6 exons. The record is from RefSeq and is a predicted model, not a curated record.